Messenger RNA from Acanthochromis polyacanthus (spiny chromis), 3749 nucleotides. RefSeq names its product retinoic acid-induced protein 2. Gene Ontology annotation, cellular component: nucleus. The coding region runs from base 318 to 1946 and encodes 542 amino acids. The record is from RefSeq and is a predicted model, not a curated record. The transcript has 2 exons. Gene Ontology annotation, biological process: animal organ development. Lineage: Eukaryota; Metazoa; Chordata; Actinopteri; Pomacentridae.
CAGAUAAUCUAACAGGAAAUAAACCAGAGACUGUCUCUGUGUACUUUGGUUCACUCUGGCUGAGCUUCCUCCUCCUGCUCAUCUGCAGAGUUUGACGUUGCUCUCACAUGAUUCAGCUGAAGACGAGGUGGAGCAGUGACCUGUGAACUGCUGAGCCGACUGUGGGGGGAGCCGACCGACAACAUGUCACCUACCCGAGUGGCAAUUACUGCUGAGGUCACCUGAUCUGAAGGGCUCAGAGGCUACAAAGAAGAAUAAUGGAUGAGACCUGUCACUAACACUUGAUGAGGAUUUUUAUUGACUCUUCAGGCUGAAUCAUGGAGGGUAACGAUGAUGUGACCGUGACACAGCCGCAGACUGAUGUGUGCAGCACUGAGGUGGGAGGAGGAGAUGUCACCAGCAAAGUGGAAGAUGGAGCAAAUCCACUCGUUGCUGCCGAUUCCUGCGACGGCGCCACGACCGGACUGAGCAAAAGAGCUAACCUGACAGAGACUCCUGCACCGUCAGUGUUGAGUCCCACCGCUGAAUCUCCAGGAGGCGUAGCGCUUAAAGUAGCUACGACCGUGCUCCACCCGGUGUGUCUGGGGGAGAGUCCGCUGAUGCUGCCCAUCCACCUCCAAAUGGCCGGAGCUGCCGGGCCUCAGCUCGGCCAAAUGGGGGCAGCACCGUACUUGAUAACGAGCCAAAGCCCAGUGUCACUCCCUCUGGUUUUAGACCAGCAGGUCCUCCAGCAUAUGAGCCCCUCCGUUCUUCCUCAGAGCACUAACUGCACACAGUUGCCGCUCCAGAACAAUGUCUUGUGUCAGAACCCUUUGACGUUUGGUUUACCUCCAGCUGCUGACCAGAAGGCGGCAGGACAGACGCAGGAAGCUAACCUGCUCUCUCUUCUCCAGAACCCAGCUUUUGCAGCCAUCUUGCAGGACCUUUUCCCCUCCCAGGCAGGUUCUUCUACCUGUCAGUCACCAGGUUCUGCCUUUUUCCCCCUUCCUCCCCUCACGCCUCCCUACAGCUCCCCUCUGGCCCCUCUGGUUCCUCCUGCCACCCUUCUAGUGCCCUACCCGGUCAUCAUCCCCCUGCCAGUGCCUCUACCGGUUCCACUUCCCAUCCCCAUCCCUGUCCCUCAGACUGAGGACACCAAGGGAAACAUGCCAAAACCAGUUUGCACUGUGAGUAAAAGCACUCAGACGUCGCCAAAAGAUACUACCUCUCCCUCGCUGUCUUCAAGGAAAUGCAUGCCGCCAUUCCGGCCACAAAAUGUGUCCUUGUCCUCGAUUCCUCCAGAGGAAGGACAGGCUCUGGACCUUUCUGUCAGGGCUUGUCCAGUUGAACCAAAACAGGAAUAUCCCAGUCCGCAGCAGGACAGCGUGCUCGACCUAUCAGUGCCUGGUGUGAGGAAAAAGUGUGUUCAGUCCGACAGAGAAGCAGCUUUACCGUCCAGUCAAGAUCCAGGCGGCACUGCUCUGUCUCUGGGUGUUGAAUGCACUCAGAGUUUAGAUUCCAAACUCCUGGGCAGCCUGGCUUCACUGGAGUUCAGCCGGCAGCACAAGUGGCUGGUUGACAGUAGUGCUGCCGGGUCGAGCUCUCUGGGUCAAGAGGCGUCUCUGAGCGGAGCUGGAAACCUGGAGAUAGUCAGCGCCUCGCAGACGGCCAAGGUCAUUGUCUCGGUGAAAGACGCGAUCCCGGCCAUCUUCUGCGGGAAGAUUAAAGGCCUGUCAGGAGUCUCCACCAAGAACUUCUCCAUCAAACGGGACGGCAGCCAGGGGGCGUCUCUGCAGCAGCUCUACGGAGUGCCGUCGGCGUCGCACGGGGAACAGCACGACCCCAACGACCCGCUGAAGAAGGUCUCUAAAAGCAGAGCAAUCAAACUGAAGAAAGUCAGCUCACAGGAGAUCCACUUCCUUCCCAUUAAGAAGCAGAGACUUGCGGCGCUGCUGCCCAGGAAGUGAGAGCGCUGACUGGAGGGGGAUUAAUCGCUGAACCGCUCUCUGCUAAUCCUUCCAGAACGAAUAACAUAAAACACAUGUGGGGAUGUUCUGUAAUCAAAGUCCAGUCCAAGCUCCAGAAGUAAGACUCUUGAAUGUGUGACAGUGUGACCCAGUAGUUACAGAAACGCUUUCCGUUAGAUUUUUCUAAAUUGCUGUGUGUAUUUGGGGUUUUAUUUGUAAUGCACUAGCCUACAGUGUUAUGGAAGACCAGAAACGUUACUGUGUUUGGCAGCUCACUGGGCUCUCUGUGUGUCUUUGGAGAUAAAUCAGAGAUGCUAAAGAACAUGUUUGACUUGCAAAGACACAUGGGUUCCAUUCUUCCAUUUUGGUUCAUGGUUUGUUUCCAUGUGUAAUUUUUAUAUAAGUGCACUGACGAGCUGAAAAAAGAAAAGGACAAAAAAAGAAAGAGGCAGGACGCGACUGUUUAAAUACAUCCCAUCAUUGGAAACUCACGCAGGGCUUUGCUGGAGCAACUCGCUCUUCUUUGAUUGGUUGGGGUUUAGCAUGACAGGCUAAUAAUGACUUGGAAAGGCCGGAGCCACAUUUCCAUUAAAUGAAUGUUGGCAAAAAAAACCAUCAGUUGCAACAAAAUGCAAUCUUAUUUUGUUUAACAGCAGGGGGAAAAAAGGGACUUCUUAAUUGUUUUCACAUUUAAAGACAUCUUUCCUGUAGGCCAAUCUGAAUAUAAAGAAAGUGUUGCUACAGAAGAGUUAUUUUUGCUGCUGGCUGAGUUAGCUGAAGCUUGCAGCAACAUUAUAAAACACUGUAACUCCCUGCUGUUUUUAUGGAAAGACUUAAGUGACUCUAGUCAGAAGCUUAGAUAUUGAUCUCAAUUUUAAUCGGCUGAGAUGAAAUUGAAGAAGAAAACAUUUUAAUGGCUUCAGUGAGACAAAAUACUGUUUGUGUAUUUGUGUGUGUGAUUAGUCUGUUAUUAGAAUCAGUAUUGAUCAGGCUCUGACCCCCCUUUUUGAUCAGAUAUGUCUGUGUAAAACAUUCGUUCCAAGUGGUUUGGUGUCAUUUUUCCCGUUUUGCAGAGCAUGGUAUUUUUCUGUCCUUUGCUUGUGACCAGAGUUGUGAAUGUGGAGCAUAUUGUUGAGUGUGUACGUGUGUGUGUGUGUGUGUGUGUGUGUGUGUGUGUGUGUGUGUGUGUGUGUGUGUGUGUGUGUGUGUGUGUGUGUGUGUGUGUGUGUGUGUGUGUGUGUUUAUUUAUCCUAUUGAGUGCACUUUGUCAUAGUUUAGUUUUGAGAAGUUACAGGGUGUCUGAAUCUAUUCUGGUGAAACUGCAUUGCCCCACUUUAAGCAGUUAUGUAAAUCUGUGAAUUACAGGCCAAGAACUAAUAACAGCCAUAUGCAGACUGUCUUGAUGAACUGAGAUGGAAAAUGUGUAGAAGCUUUUUUUUUGUACCACUUCUUUAUUUAUGUCUGUGUAUUUUAGCUGAACAUCUUCCUCUUAACUUGUGCCUGCAGUCCUUUCAGCAGAGAGCUCUUUGGCUUAGUAGUUGGAACUGAUCACUUUAGUUGUACAGGAUCUCACCCUAAUUUAUUAUUUGUACAACUCUUAUUUAUACAGUGUGUUUGUAUACUGAUUGAUCAGUUGGGAGACAAAAGCUCAGCUUCCUUUGCAACGGUCAGUCUGCUGAAGCACUUUUUUGCUUUCAGCAGCAGUUUUGAUCAGUUGAAAUGUGCUGGCAGUUAAAUGUUUGCUUACUGUACAGUAUGUGUGCUUUUUAUAUGGAAGUGAACUAAAAAUCUCUGAGGUCUAAA